ACUAGUUCGUUUUUACAAAACAAAACAAUGUAUUAGCAUUUCCUAAUCCAGUUACAACUGAAGCUACUCUGGAUUCUCCCGACUGUGCCAAUUUAAAUCGCUUUCUUAACUGAAGUGGAAAUUGGUGAUUCAGCAACAUUUCAUUACGGGCUCUUCCUUUCUUUUUCAAAAUAUCAAAUAGCACGUAGUAAUAAUGAGCAGGUCGAAGUUUACCAGCGAUGCAUUUGGCCUCCUGAUAUCCGAGAGGUUCAGAGUUCAAUCCAAGUUGAAAUGGAUUUUUCCACUCUCCACGAGUUUUCACAGAAAAAUGGCGACACUUGGAUACGAGGAAAUUGUAGUUCCUUCCAAAGAAGGAGAAAAAAAUGGAGCGGCCUUCAAUGACAGUGACAGUUGCAGGGCAAUUAUACUGCACGGCCUAAUGGGCUCUGGCAGGAACUGGAGACAUUUCUCCCAGCAGCUGGGAGCUUCAUUGCUAGAAAGGAGCUCUCAAAGUUCGCCAGGAUGGAGAAUGGUUGCGUUGGAUUUGAGGAACCAUGGACAAUCUGUGGGACGUGAAGGGUUCAAUCGGCCUCAUGAUAUUCCUGCUGCUGCCAGGGAUGUAGCGAAUUUGAUUAAGGUGGAGAAAUGGAAUUGGCCUUAUGUUGUGAUUGGUCAUUCCAUGGGUGGGAAGGUUGCACUUCAAUUUGCAGAGAGCUGCGCCCGUGGAGAAUAUGGACAAGAUAUAGUGUUGCCAAAACAGCUGUGGGUACUGGACUCUGUGCCCGGUGAAGUAGUAACUGACAAUAGUGAUGGUGAAGUAGAAAAAGUUUUGAGCACUCUGAAGACACUUCCAAAUCCAAUUCCAUCGCGAAGGUGGUUUGUUGAACAUAUGAUGAAUCUAGGAUUUUCAAAAACUUUAUCCGACUGGCUUGCUAGUAACCUUAAGAGAGUCAGCACUUCCAGUGAAGAGGUGACUUGGGUUUUUGAUCUUGAAGGAAUAUUUGAGAUGUUCCAAUCUUACAGGGAGAAGAGCUAUUGGUCUUUGUUGGAACAUCCACCUCAAGGGCUAGAUAUUUCCAUUGUACGUGCAGAGAAAAGCGAUAGAUGGAACUCUUCAGUGCUUACUCAAUUGGAAAGUGUCACAAAUAAAGAAAAAAAUGUUGACACUGGAAGAGUUUUCUAUCACGUUCUAAAAAAUGCAGGGCAUUGGGUACACAUAGACAAUCCAAAGGGCCUGAUAGAUAUAAUGGCCCCAUCUUUGAUUAGAUUGUCAAGCUCUUGAGACUAAAGAUUCUUGUAACAAUUUCAAUUUCAAAUAAACAUGACCCGCUCCCAGAACCAGUUGAAAUUGUCUGCAUAGAGGGCAUAAUCUUCAUAUUUGACGUGAAUUGCUUCACAGCAUGAUUAGGAAAGCCAUCAAGCAUUUGGAUUUGAUGUGAAAUGCAUGUAGUCAUUUGUUUUUAUAAUUUAUUAAUAAGUUUGAUUCA
Molecule: messenger RNA, 1466 nt
Organism: Cryptomeria japonica (Japanese cedar)
Lineage: Eukaryota; Viridiplantae; Streptophyta; Pinopsida; Cupressales; Cupressaceae
Exons: 5
Coding region: 194-1261 (355 amino acids)
Source: RefSeq, a predicted model, not a curated record